Glycine soja is the source of this 1777-nucleotide messenger RNA. RefSeq names its product probable protein phosphatase 2C 49. Gene Ontology annotation, biological process: protein dephosphorylation. Gene Ontology annotation, molecular function: protein serine/threonine phosphatase activity; cation binding. The record is from RefSeq and is a predicted model, not a curated record. The transcript has 4 exons. NCBI's taxonomy places the organism in Eukaryota, Viridiplantae, Streptophyta, Magnoliopsida, Fabales, Fabaceae. The coding region runs from base 611 to 1510 and encodes 299 amino acids.
GACCCCCUUUUUCGUUUUUCUUGUGAUUCUGUGUGUUUGUGUUGUUGGAUGACAUAGAUGGUCAUAGACCGUGAUGGGGUUCUUUGAUUCUUUCUAUUCGCUUGCUCAAUCAUGUGAAUUCUUUAAUUUCUCUUUCUGGGAUCAAGGUCCCUGCAAAAAAAGAAAAAAAAUGUAAGACUUUUGGAUCAGGGGUCAUCGGGUAUGUUGAGCUUAGGUGAAUAUACCCGAAUUCUGUUGAUUUUGUUUAGGUUACUUACUUCGUUGUAUGUGCUUAGUUUAGCGGCUUAUUUAUGAUGAUCCCACUUGUUUGUUAGCGACAGUAAGGGAAUCUCUCUUUGUUCAUUUAAAUUUGAAUUUCUUGAAGGAGAUUGAUGUGUGUGUGGGAUGGAUUUUUUGGGUUGUUAGUAUCUAUAAGGGUAACAUUGUUGCUGGUCAACACGUGUUGCAGAUCAAAUCCUCCUUGGAGAUGUUCGUAAUUUUGCAAUAGAUUUUCGAAAUUGAUGUUAAGUCUGCAGACAGGAUCUCAGAUGCUGCUCUAGAAUCUGCGGUUCUGCAAUUUAUCCCAUGCAUCCGUUCUGGUAGUUUUGCUGACAUUGGGCCACGGAGAUACAUGGAAGAUGAACAUAUAAGGAUAGAUGAUUUGUCGUCUCAUCUGGGAUCUCUAUACAACUUUCCAAAACCAAGUGCCUUCUAUGGGGUGUUUGAUGGUCAUGGAGGACCUGAAGCUGCGGCUUAUAUAAGAAAACACGUGAUAAAAUUCUUCUUCGAAGAUGUCAGUUUCCCACAGACAUCCGAAGUCGAUAAUGUAUUUUUGGAAGAGGUAGAGGAUUCCCUCAGAAAGGCAUUUCUUUUGGCUGAUUCAGCUUUGGCCGAUGAUUGCAGCGUGAAUAGUUCAUCAGGCACUACGGCCCUUACUGCUUUGAUAUUUGGAAGGCUUCUAAUGGUGGCCAAUGCUGGCGACUGCCGAGCAGUUCUCUGUCGCAAAGGAGAGGCCAUUGACAUGUCUGAAGAUCACAGGCCUAUUUAUCUAUCAGAGCGGAGGCGAGUUGAAGAAUUGGGUGGCUACAUAGAAGAUGGUUAUCUGAAUGGGGUUUUAUCAGUUACUCGAGCACUAGGGGACUGGGACAUGAAGUUACCUAAGGGUGCUCCCUCACCUUUGAUUGCAGAGCCUGAGUUUCGGCAAGUGGUUCUAACAGAUGAUGAUGAAUUCCUCAUCAUUGGAUGCGACGGCAUCUGGGAUGUGAUGUCAAGUCAGCAUGCUGUUAGCCUUGUUCGGAAAGGCCUGAGGCGGCACGAUGACCCAGAGAAAUGCGCCAGGGACCUGGUUAUGGAGGCAUUACGUCUCAACACAUUCGACAAUCUCACUGUGAUCAUUGUAUGUUUCUCUUCCCUUGACCACGCGGAGCCAGAGCCAUCCCCUCCUCGCCAACGGAAAUUGAGAUGCUGUAGCCUCUCUGCAGAGGCUCUUUGUAGCUUGAGGAGCUUGUUGGAAGGCAGUGCAAGCAACUGAAUGUAUGUACAUACACGGUUCAUCUAAUAAUGUGUUGUUGGGAUUAUACACACUGUUUUCGGUUGCUUCAGUUUAGACAUUGGAAAAAGCUGCCAUCAUUUUUUUACGUGGUCGGUUGAUGUACGUAGCCUGGGUUGGAGGAUGGUGGUGUAAAUAUGUGUUGUCGUUACAUUAUUAUUUUGUACUAUAGUCAAUUUUUACUAUGACUGCCACAUUCAUGUCAGAUUCUUGUGCGUCAAUAAAUGGAAUCUCUUAGCUUCUAUUCCA